Molecule: messenger RNA, 1267 nt
Organism: Nerophis ophidion (straightnose pipefish)
Lineage: Eukaryota; Metazoa; Chordata; Actinopteri; Syngnathiformes; Syngnathidae
Product: microtubule-associated proteins 1A/1B light chain 3B-like
Exons: 1
Coding region: 151-531 (126 amino acids)
Biological process (GO): macroautophagy; autophagosome assembly; autophagy of mitochondrion
Cellular component (GO): autophagosome; autophagosome membrane; cytosol
Molecular function (GO): ubiquitin protein ligase binding
Source: RefSeq, a predicted model, not a curated record
CAGCGCAUCGUGUAAGGUGAAGGCUCCUCGCCGCCAUUACAACACAGCUCGACGUCGUUGGUCCACGACCGUCUCGUCAACUGCUGCCCUUUUUCUUUGCCCACACCGCCAUUACCUCCGUUGUCGACUGGGCGACGACUUUGACGCAGUAUGCCUUCAGAGAAGUCCUUCAAACAAAGGAGAACAUUCGAUCAGAGAGUAGAAGAUGUCCGGCUGAUCCGGGAGCAGCACCCUAACAAGAUACCCGUGAUCAUUGAACGCUACAAAGGAGAGAAACAACUUCCCAUCCUGCACAAGACCAAGUUCUUAGUGCCAGAUCACGUCAACAUGAGCGAACUGAUCAAGAUCAUCAGGAGGCGCCUCCAGCUCAAUUCCAACCAGGCGUUCUUCCUGCUGGUCAACGGCCACAGCAUGGUGUCCGUGUCGUCCGCCAUAUUGGAGGUUUACGAGCGAGAGCGGGACCAAGAUGGCUUCCUCUACAUGGUGUAUGCCUCCCAGGAGACCUUUGGUGCCGCGUCUUCCCUCCAGUGAUCAAACUUCCUUUUCCUCGUCCUUCUUCCCGGCCAGCAAUUGGACAAUUUUAGUUUUUAGCUCCUCUAGGUGUUCUUUCCCUCAUAAUAACCUCGUUUUGUCGCCACCGACUAAGGUCAUGUCCACACCAACACGGAUACUUAAUAAACACACACUUAUCUGUGUUUAGGCCUCUUCUCCACACCACAUGCAUACUUUUGGUUUUCCAAACGCUGGACAAAGUGUAGAGCAGGGGUCGGCAACCCGCGGCUCCUUGGCCACUCUGAUGUGACUCAGCUGCAUAAUCGCCGACCCCCCGACUUUUACGGAGGGAUUCCGGAUUUCGGUGCCUCUCCCGGACAUCACCUGGGGUCAACAUUCUCCAAUUUUCACUCGGACUACAAUAUUGAGGGCGUGCCGUGAUGGAUUUACUUUUAACGUCCUCUACAACAUGCCAUCGCGCCCGCCUUUACGCCAUGCUAUGCUAUGCUAUACUAUACUAUUUGCGUGCCGGCCGGAAGCAUGCAUUUCGCUGCUUCUAUCGUCACACGUACGAGAUUGCAAGGCACACUGGGUGAUACAGGUUACACUGAAGGUUGUUAUAUAAACAACUUUAACAUAGCUCGGUUGGUAGAGUGACCGUGUCAGCAACUUGAGGGUUGCAGGUUCGAUUCCCGCUUCAGCCAAUCUAGUCACUGCCGUUGUGUCCUUGGGCAAGACACUUUACCCACCUGCUCCCAGUGCCACCCACACUGGU